ACACACACAACCUCAUAUUCUCAAAGAAAAGCUCCAUCACACCAUUAAUGGAAGACCAUAUCCUCCUUCCCUUCUCCAUCCUCCUCCUCAUCAUCCUCAUCCUUCUCAAGCUCAUCAAACUCCAACAUCCCAAAGUAAAAACCAAGACUUCUUAUAACCCUCCUCCAAGUCCUCCAACAUCCCUCCCCAUCCUUGGCCACCUCCAUCAUCUCCUCAAACAAAAACAACCUCUCCACCACUCCCUCUCCUCCCUCUCCUCCCUCCAUGGCCCCAUCCUCUCCUUACGUUUAGCUUCUCGCCAAGCCCUUCUCAUCUCCUCCCUCUCCAUUGCCACUGAAUGUUUCUCUUCUCACAACGACAUCGUCUUCGCCAACCGUCCUCAUCUCUUCGCCGGCAAACACCUUGGCUAUAACUACACCACCAUUGCUUGGGCUUCUUAUGGCCCUCACUGGCGCAAUCUCCGGCGACUCACCACCCUCGAACUAUUCUCCACACUACGUCUCACUUCCUUCUCCUCUAUUAGAAGAGAUGAGGUUUUAUCUCUUGUUAAAUCCUUAGUUAAAGAUAACAAGAAGGUGGUGUUAAAGCCAAAGCUCUUUGAGCUCACUCUUAAUAUUAUGAUGAGAAUGAUAGCAGGAAAGAAGUAUUUUGGAGAAUAUGAUGAUGAAGUUAAGGACAAGAAAGAGUCUGAGAGGUUUAGAGAUAUUGUUGAAGAAACUUUUAGGGUUAGUGGGAGUAGUAACCUCUGUGACUUCAUACCAUUUUUAAGGUUAUUUGGUUAUGGAAGAGGGAUGGAGAAGAGGAUUGUAAGGUUGCAUGAGAAAAGAGAUGCUUUCUUGCAGGAAUUAAUUGACAAGCAUAGAGACAAAACAAGGGUUAACCCUAAUGUUAAUGAUCAUUUUGAAGGGAAAAAGAGCGUAGUUGAUGUGCUGUUAGGGUUGCAAGUUGAUGAUCCAGAGUAUUACACUGAUGACAUUAUCAAAGGAGUGGUUGUGAUGAUGUUGACAGCCGGGACAGACACAUCAGCUGUGACAAUAGAAUGGGCAAUGUCAUUGUUGCUUAACCAUCCGGAAGUGUUGAAUAAGGUUGAAGAAGAGAUAAUGAUUAAUAUUGGUAAAGAGAGGUUUGUUACAGAGUUAGACCUUGCUAGUCUUUCUUUUCUCCAAUGUGUUAUUUAUGAGACUCUUAGGCUUAAACCUCCAGCUCCAUUAAUCCCAGCUCAUGAGUCUCGUGAAGAUUGCAAGAUUAGUGGUUUUCACGUGUCACGUGGAACUAUGUUAUUGGUUAAUGCAUGGGCCAUGCAACGUGACCCUGAGUUAUGGGUUGAGCCAAAUAAGUUUCAACCGGAGCGUUGGUUGGGGAAGGGAAGAGAAGAACGUCAGAAGAUGUUACCUUUUGGGAUUGGAAGGAGAAGUUGCCCUGGAGAAGGCUUGGCCAUGAAAGUGGUAGGGUUGACAUUGGCGGCACUAAUACAAUGUUUUGAAUGGGGACGUGUGGAUGAUGAGCUUGUUGACCUUCAUGAGGGACCGGGUCUCACCAUGCCUAAGGCUUGUCCUUUAGUGGCUUUGUGUGAGCCACGCUCUUUUGUGUACAAAAACAUUGUUUAAUGUUUUGUUUAAUGUUUUUGGCAUGAA
This is a messenger RNA of Dioscorea cayenensis subsp. rotundata (Guinea yam), 1634 nucleotides long. Its product is annotated as cytochrome P450 81Q32-like. The record is from RefSeq and is a predicted model, not a curated record. NCBI's taxonomy places the organism in Eukaryota, Viridiplantae, Streptophyta, Magnoliopsida, Dioscoreales, Dioscoreaceae. Gene Ontology annotation, molecular function: heme binding; monooxygenase activity; oxidoreductase activity, acting on paired donors, with incorporation or reduction of molecular oxygen. The coding region runs from base 48 to 1607 and encodes 519 amino acids. The transcript is spliced from 2 exons.